This is a messenger RNA of Populus trichocarpa (black cottonwood), 1304 nucleotides long. RefSeq lists its product as uncharacterized. The record is from RefSeq and is a predicted model, not a curated record. Gene Ontology annotation, molecular function: protein phosphatase regulator activity; protein phosphatase 1 binding. NCBI's taxonomy places the organism in Eukaryota, Viridiplantae, Streptophyta, Magnoliopsida, Malpighiales, Salicaceae. Bases 128 to 1174 code for a protein of 348 amino acids. The transcript is spliced from 4 exons. Gene Ontology annotation, cellular component: plasma membrane.
UCCAAAAGAAUUCCUCAAUGAAAAAGGGCAGAACAUUCUUCAUGUAGCGGCGGAAAAUGGAAAGGGCAAUGUAGUUAGGUACAUACUCAGACAAGAGAAGACGCUCGUAGAACCGCUGCUAAAUGAGAUGGAUGAGGAUGGAAAUACACCUUUGCAUUUGGCAACAAGUCAUGGUCAAUCCGUGGCUGCAUUUGUUCUUGUGCGUGACAAACGCGUUGAUAGUUCGAUUGUUAACAAUGAAAAUUUGACACCAUAUGAUAUUGCUGAAAAACAAUCCAAAAUAGCUGUAGAGCAAUAUGAAAAAACAGAUGAAAUGCUUGCUGAGGAUCGAAAGCAGUUUGAUUCAAAGAACAGUACCCCUGCGGACAAGACCAAGGACAAAGUAGUUGAUUCAAAGAAGCAAGACACAAAAAAGGCAUCACGAAAGCACUACGAACUGGUUGAUUAUUAUGGAGCGAUGACAACAUUAUCUAUCUUAUACUUCCAUGCCCGCCCUAAGAAAUCCCUAUAUGAGCGUUUCACUAGUACUCAAGGCAAGCCGCCAAGGAAACAGGAAACAAAGAGCAGGACAGAGAAUCUUCUUGUUGUAGCGGUGCUUGUUGUUGGUGUAACCUUUGCGGGUGCUAUACAGAUGCCACAAUUAAGGUAUAAAAAUAACUCGAGUGAGCAUCUUCAAGAAUUUAACAGCACUGCUACUGCCUCCCGGAACAGCACUGCCUUGGACAGUCCUACUGGGUCAUCUCUUUUGGAUGGUUAUUUAUGUCUUGAUGUGUGGGCUUUAAAUACCUCUGUGGUGGCAGCUAUAAUCCUUCUUUGGACAAACUUGAAUGAUGUCAAGUUUGCACCAUUUGCACUUUGGUUUUCAUCCUUAAUGGUGGGUGGGUCUAUUUACAUGAUGUGUUUGUCAUUCUUUUUUGCCGUGAGCAUAGCAUUAGGUGGAUCCAAUUAUGGGGUGUUCGCGAUCAUCAUUAUAGUGGUUGGGAUCGCGUUUUUCGUUGCUCAAACAUUGCUUUAUAUUCAAUGGAUUCUUCCACCAUCCGUCAACCAAAUUAUUGAAGGAUUGAUCUCGUAUUAUGUCUACUACAUCUCGUUUUUCGUGCUUGUCUACAGUUGGAGGUGGCUGACUGAUAAACUUCCUGAUCUCCGUAGAAAGAAAAGUAACUAUCCAGGUUGAUCUUCAUCAAGAGACGUCAGGAUUCUGAGGGAUUGCCCUCUUUUAAAAGGUUAUUUUUGGGAUGAAUAAACAUCUUGGAAUAUUGUGUGUGCCUAGCUAUUGAAAUAAUGAAUUGAAUGUGUUCUAUCAA